GCAAACAAUAAGUUAAAGAGUAUAGGUGGAACAGCCAGGUGGAGGAGGCCUUUGGUUAAACAGAAACCCGGGGAAGAGGAGGCAAGAGUAACGCACUGGACGCACACUAUGCGCAGGAGUUACCAUUCGGAAAUAUGUACGUGAGUUAUCUUUUGGAGAAGGACACCAGCAUGUACCCAAAUUCAGUGCGACAUCCCAGCCUAAACUUGAACCAUCAGAACUUUGUUCCCGCACCUCCGCAGUAUUCGGAUUUCAGCGGAUACCAUCAAGUUCCUGGGAUUAACAAUGACCCCCACCACAGCCAGACUGGGGCCUGGAACCCCGUUUACGCACCGCCGACCCGGGAAGACUGGUCGCCCUAUGGGCCAGGUACAGGACCGUCCACAUCGAAUCCGGGAGCAAUUGGCUAUAGCCCCCCAGAGUUCUCUCCAGUCCCACAACCCGGGCUUCUCCCGUCGUCUAUCAACUCAUCUGUAGGUCAGCUCUCUCCCAUUUCUCAGCGCAGAAACCCUUAUGAUUGGAUGAGGCGGAGCGCGCCACCGGCAAAUUUAGGUGGUAAGACACGAACGAAAGACAAGUAUCGGGUGGUGUACACAGAUCACCAGCGCUUGGAGCUGGAGAAGGAGUUUCACUAUAGCCGCUACAUUACCAUCAGGAGGAAAGCAGAGUUGGCCACCUCUCUCUGCCUCUCAGAACGACAGGUGAAAAUCUGGUUUCAGAAUCGGCGUGCCAAAGAGAGGAAAGUGAACAAGAAGAAGAUGCAACAGCCUCAGGCAGCGUCCACAACAACACCUACUCCACCCAGCAAUGUUGCCAUGGUGACCAGCAGCAGUGGCGGCCUAGUGUCUUCAUCCCUACAAAUGACUAUCAAAGAAGAAUACUGAGGACGGAGGUCUGACGUGAAGACAAAAAAGAAGACUUUGUGCCAAUAUCUAACCUCUGCAAUAGAGACCCCAGUCAACAGCUUGAGUAACAUGGGGACAAGGCACAUGCAGAGGUCAACACCUACAGAGAAAAAAUAUUUGUAAAAGACUGGCUGCUGUUUCCUGCGCUUUUGUUUUUGGAAAAGGACAAGACAGACCAACACGAACGUUGGCUGUGCGCAAUAGAUUACGUGCUGGGGGUUUCGACGAACGGUGGCGAUUCCACGUCGAAUCAUCGGGAAAUGGAUAGAAAAUGAAGGCCCAUGUUCUGUGGUCAGAGGCGGUAGGACGGCCACCCACUGUGCACAUGUUCAUGUUGGUCCGUCUUGUGAAAGAGAGACAAAGAACUGAGAAAGAGAAAAGCUAUAAAUAUAUAUAAAUAUUAAACUGUUGUCUUUUACUGUUAUCAUGGCUUCUAUUGUUUCUUCUGCUGAUACUGGAAAUACCUGGAAAUGGUUCUGAUCCCACGCAAUAAUAAUAAUAAUAAUACGUGUAUAUUUUCAAAGUAAUUUGUAUUAAAAGCUUUAUUGUAA
Molecule: messenger RNA, 1456 nt
Organism: Oncorhynchus nerka (sockeye salmon)
Lineage: Eukaryota; Metazoa; Chordata; Actinopteri; Salmoniformes; Salmonidae
Product: homeobox protein CDX-1-like
Exons: 3
Coding region: 135-884 (249 amino acids)
Biological process (GO): animal organ morphogenesis; cell differentiation; embryo development
Cellular component (GO): nucleus
Molecular function (GO): RNA polymerase II transcription regulatory region sequence-specific DNA binding; DNA-binding transcription factor activity, RNA polymerase II-specific
Source: RefSeq, a predicted model, not a curated record